AUGAAGAGGAAGAGAGAAGUAGAAAAGGAAUCCGAAAUGAGGUCUUCAACAGCUGAGCUUUCAGUGUUGGCUAAGUUCAAACCUGUUGAUCAUGCUGCUUCUAACAUACCCACUAACCACUUUCUUGCUAUUUGCAAUUUGAUUCUUCAAUUUCUGGAUAAGGUAGGACCAACAAUGACUGUUCUAAGACAAGACAUUUAUCAGAACAUUCAGAGGUUGGAGACCAUGUAUGAGUCUGAUCCUUCGAUGUAUUCCAAUAUGGUAGAAAUUUUAAAAAAAGAGACAAAUGAAGGAAAUGCAAGAAAGCUUACCAGUUGUAGCAGAGCCUUUCUUUGGUUGACAAGGUCACUGGAUUUUACAGUGUCUUUAUUACAAAAGUCAAAAGAAGAACCUAGACUGAGCAUGGAGCAAGCGGUAGAGGAUGCUUACAACCUUACUCUAAAGCCAUGGCAUGGAUGGAUUUCAUCUGCUGCUUUCAAAAUAGCUCUGAAACUUGUGCCAGAUAGUGAAACCUUUACUAAUCUCCUAAUGGCCAAAGACGAAAACAACGAUGCCCUCGUGAAGGAAAUAGACUCCUUCAUUUCCCAGCUCGCACCUUUUCUAGAAGAUAUCCAUAAUAUUCUGGUAAACUCAAGUAUUACUUUCAGCAUUAGAACCAAUUUAAUCACGGUUUACCUACUGAUCACGUUCAUGGGUUUCUUUUCCAGAGACUGUACAGGUUAGAUCGCUUAAAGUCUGCAUAAAGGAAGACCAAUGGACAAAAGAAGAGUAGUUUCCCAAGUUUUGAGUCAUUUACAUUUUCUUAUGUAUAGAAAACAUGUAAAUACAACUGCCAUAGGUAGCACAGGAAAGUUUCUUUUUCCAUCUAUUUUAUUCAUACACUUCUCAUCUUUCUGCUUCAUACAGAUAUAACAGUUAGGCUUGUAAUGUAACUGGUAGAAUUACUAUUUUACUAGACCGCACGUCAUGUCUGUAAUCUUUAACUGUAUAAUAUAUGGUGUUUUCUGUUUA
This is a messenger RNA of Cucumis melo (muskmelon), 1011 nucleotides long. Its product is annotated as glycolipid transfer protein 3-like. The record is from RefSeq and is a predicted model, not a curated record. Gene Ontology annotation, biological process: intermembrane lipid transfer; ceramide transport. The transcript is spliced from 5 exons. Gene Ontology annotation, molecular function: ceramide 1-phosphate transfer activity; ceramide 1-phosphate binding. Gene Ontology annotation, cellular component: cytosol; cytoplasm; membrane. The coding region runs from base 1 to 723 and encodes 240 amino acids. Lineage: Eukaryota; Viridiplantae; Streptophyta; Magnoliopsida; Cucurbitales; Cucurbitaceae.